Messenger RNA from Belonocnema kinseyi, 733 nucleotides. RefSeq lists its product as uncharacterized. The record is from RefSeq and is a predicted model, not a curated record. The transcript has 5 exons. The coding region runs from base 63 to 602 and encodes 179 amino acids. Lineage: Eukaryota; Metazoa; Arthropoda; Insecta; Hymenoptera; Cynipidae.
UCUCUUAGAACUUCAGUUCAGAAGGAAAAAUUCAAGAGGAAAAUCAAGAUCGUACAAUACCAAUGAGACGAGCAUCAAUUUUUACUCUACAGGAAUCAUUGUCAACCAUGAGGAUUUUAUUUUGGACGACCUUGUGUAGCCUGGCACUCACCACCAUCGACACUGCAGCUGGCGCAAGAAGCAAAAGGGCCAUCGCAUUUCGGAAGGGUAGCACGUUUUUCUACCGCAUGAAUUUCAAAGCAAAUGUUUUCACCUAUACGACCAUCUUCGCACAUGCCGCUGGUUUCAAAGUUGUCUGGCCACUUCCGGAAGGGGUAGGAUUUGGAAAGCACAGAUCCAUCCGUGAUAUUCACGAGAGUACAGAGCUAAUGUACGCAAGCCAUGGAUUGAAUGGAAAAGCUUGUCUCAUGCAAAACAUAUGCCAAGCAACGGAAUAUGUAACAAGAAGAGAUGGCGUAAUGGCAAAAAUAGUAAAGUUAUUAUUAGGGUCCUCUACAGAAAACGGGACGAUGAAUGUGAAUCCACUCGAAUGCGGCCAUUAUGCCAAUCAGUGUCCGUUACAGUUUAUUGGAUUUAAUCAUUUUUCCCCAUAUCGACGAUAGAACAGUUUGCACUGUAAACAAGACUACAAUGAAAUUAUGAACAGCACAUCGAGUUAUCUCAUAUCAUUCGAAAAUAAACGACUCAUAAAUUUCUGUAAAUACCUGAUUUUACUAUCAAAGUCUUGCAUAAA